Messenger RNA from Cyphellophora attinorum, 1053 nucleotides. Its product is annotated as Uridine nucleosidase. Gene Ontology annotation, molecular function: purine nucleosidase activity. The transcript is spliced from 2 exons. The record is from RefSeq and is a predicted model, not a curated record. NCBI's taxonomy places the organism in Eukaryota, Fungi, Ascomycota, Eurotiomycetes, Chaetothyriales, Cyphellophoraceae. Gene Ontology annotation, biological process: purine nucleoside catabolic process. Bases 1 to 1053 code for a protein of 350 amino acids. Gene Ontology annotation, cellular component: cytosol.
AUGGCAGCCACGAGACACGACGACGCUUGCGCGAUUCUGCUAGCCGCCUAUCAUCCUGCACUGCAUCUCCUGGGUAUCAGCACUGUCUACGGCAACUCAAGCUUGACCAAGACAACCAACAAUGCAUUGGCGGUGCUCGAGGCCAUUGGAAAGCCAGAGGUACCAGUGUUUCCUGGCGCUGCGAAACCCUUCUGCCGAAUACAUCAUUCAGCGGUAGACAUUCACGGCGAAAGUGGCUUGGAUGGGACAGACCUUCUUCCAGUGCCAUCAAGGAAACCUCUGAAGCAUGUGAACGCUAUCAAGGAGAUGCGCGACAGCAUCAUGGCGUGUGCUCCAAAUACAGCUUGGAUCGUGCCGACUGGCACUCUCACUAACGUGGCUCUGCUAUUCGCCACGUUCCCUGAGGUCGUCGAUCACAUCAAGGGUCUUAGUAUCAUGGGCGGAGCGAUUGGUGGCGAAUUCUCAGAUGUCUACCUCGGGCCUGAGUACACUGGUAAAGACGGCCAGAAGCAUAAGCGGGUUGGCAAUACCACGCCAUUCGCCGAGUUCAAUAUCUGGUGUGAUGCAGAAGCCUCAAACAGCGUCUUCCGAAAUCCAGUCUUGAGGAAGAAGACAUAUCUGAUACCGCUGGAUAUCACUCAUCAAGCAGUGGUCACGAAAGAUAUCAGGGAGAUGCUGCUCUAUGGCCUGAACAAGUCUGGCCCACAGCCAACUCGCCUUCGAAGGAUGUUCAAUGAGCUGCUCAUGUUCUUUGCACAUACCUACGACACUGUCUUUGCCAUGAAGGAAGGGCCGCCCUUGCAUGAUCCCCUGGCUGUGGCUAUAUUGCUCUGGAAUCAUGCUGACGAGGAGACGAGGAUCAAUUUUGACGACAGAGGAGGUGAGCGGUGGAAUGUUGACGUUGUGUUAAGCGGCGAGCAAGUCGGUCGUACUGUGGCAGUGUCGGAAAAGGCAGGGAUCGUUAUACCGAGGACGCUGGAUCUGAAGAAGUUUUGGCAGACUCUGGAGGAAUGCAUGGAGCGGGCAGACCAAGCAACUGGCAAAUUGGUCUGA